Nilaparvata lugens (brown planthopper) is the source of this 390-nucleotide messenger RNA. RefSeq lists its product as uncharacterized. NCBI's taxonomy places the organism in Eukaryota, Metazoa, Arthropoda, Insecta, Hemiptera, Delphacidae. The transcript is spliced from 3 exons. The record is from RefSeq and is a predicted model, not a curated record.
AUGAAAGAGGAGAGGAAACUCACUUGGCUAAGGAGUUAUUUGAAAUGGCUGAGCGUCAACAAACAGCAGCAGCAGCAGCAACAGUAGCCGAAGCAACAGUAGCAGCAGCAGCAGCAGAAGCAGCAGCAGCAGCAGCAACACAGCAACAGUAGCAGCAACAGUAGCAACAGCAACAGUAGCAGCAGCAAUAGUAGCAGCUGCAAAAGUAGCAGCAGCAACAGUAGCAGCAGCAGCAGCAGCAACAGUAGCCGAAGCAACAGUAGCAGCAGCAGCAGCAGCAGCAGCAGCAGCAGCAGCAACAGUAGCCGAAGCAACAGUAGCAGCAGCAACAGUAGAAGCAGAACAGUAGCAGCAACAGUAGCAGCAGCAACAGUAAAAGCAGAACAGUAG